Molecule: messenger RNA, 5004 nt
Organism: Microtus ochrogaster (prairie vole)
Lineage: Eukaryota; Metazoa; Chordata; Mammalia; Rodentia; Cricetidae
Gene: Frmd4b
Product: FERM domain containing 4B
Biological process (GO): establishment of epithelial cell polarity
Cellular component (GO): adherens junction; cytoskeleton; bicellular tight junction
Source: RefSeq, a predicted model, not a curated record
GAGCAGCGCCGCGGGGAGUCCUCACCGGCCAGGGCUUCCCGCGCCCAGGGAGCGCCUGGGGCUGGCCUGGCGGAGCUUAGGAAGCUGGCGCUGCGGGCGGGCGGGGUGACACAGCCUCCGUGCCAGCCGCAGCCGUUGGCUGGCUGGCGCCCAAUCCCGGGGCAUGCCGCCCUAACCUGGCCGGGACAUACAGUGAAAAGCGAGUUUGGUGGCAGAUCUGACCCCCGGAGGUUGCCAGCUGCAACAGCGUGGCGAGCCCAGUAUCGGGGACCCGAGGCUUGGAGGGAAAGCAGCGGCAAUGGCUUCGGUGUUCAUGUGCGGAGUAGAGGACCUGCUGUUCAGCGGCAGCCGCUUCGUGUGGAACUUGACGGUGUCCACGCUGCGGAGAUGGUACACCGAGAGGCUGCGGGCUUGCCACCAGGUGCUGCGGACAUGGUGCGGGCUGCGGGACGUGUACCAGAUGACAGAAGGCAGGCACUGCCAGGUUCACCUGCUGGAUGACAGGAGACUGGAGCUGCUGGUCCAGCCCAAGCUUUUAUCAAGAGAGCUGCUGGACCUGGUGGCGUCGCAUUUCAACCUCAAAGAGAAGGAGUACUUUGGAAUCACGUUUAUAGAUGACACGGGUCAAGAGAACUGGCUGCAGCUAGACCACAGAGUUCUGGAGCACGAUUUGCCUAAGAAGCCUGGCCCAGCUAUUCUACACUUUGCUGUCAGGUUCUACAUCGAGAGCAUAUCCUUUCUGAAGGAUAAGAACACGGUGGAACUGUUUUUCCUGAACGCAAAGGCCUGUGUAUACAAGGGGCAAAUUGAAGUAGACAGCGAGACCAUCUUCAAGUUGGCAGCCCUGGUUUUGCAGGAAAGCAAGGGAGAUUAUACCAGUGAUGAGAAUGCCAGAAAAGACUUGAAGACACUGCCAGUCUUCCCAACUAAAACCCUUCAGGAACAUCCAUCACUCGCUUACUGUGAGGACAGAGCGAUUGAGCAUUAUUUGAAAAUCAAAGGUCUGACUCGGGGUCAAGCUGUGGUCCAGUAUAUGAAAAUAGUAGAAGCCCUACCAACCUAUGGAGUCCACUAUUACGCAGUAAAGGAUAAGCAGGGACUUCCAUGGUGGCUUGGGAUCAGCUACAAAGGAAUCGGCCAGUAUGAUUUACAAGACAAGGUGAAGCCUCGGAAACUAUUUCAAUGGAAACAGCUGGAAAAUUUGUAUUUCCGUGAGAAGAAAUUUGCUGUGGAGGUGCACGACCCCCGAAGGAUUUCGGUGUCUAGAAGAACCUUUGGACAGAGUGGCCUGUUUGUACAAACCUGGUAUGCAAACUCUGCUCUCAUCAAGUCCAUCUGGGUAAUGGCCAUUAGCCAGCACCAGUUCUACCUGGACCGGAAGCAGAGCAAAGCAAAAAUUCCUUCAGCCAGGAGUUUAGACGAUAUCGCAAUGGAUUUGACAGAGACUGGAGCACAGAGGGCCUCCAAACUGGUGACUCUGGAGGCAAAAAGUCAGUUCAUCAUGGCAAGCAAUGGCAGCCUGAUAUCCUCAGGUUCUCAGGACUCAGAAGGCAUGGAGGAGCAAAAACGAGAGAAAAUACUCGAACUCAAGAAGAAGGAGAAACUGUUGCAAGAAAAACUCCUGAAGAAAGUUGAGGAGCUGAAGAAGAUCUGUCUUCGUGAGGCUGAGCUCACGGGCAGAAUGCCAAAGGAGUAUCCACUGAGCAUCGGCGAGAAGGCCCCUCAGGUCAGGAGGCGAGUGGGCACCACGUUCAAGCUAGAUGACAACUUACUGCCCACUGAGGAGGAUCCAGCUUUGCAAGAACUAGAGAGCAAUUUCCUAAUCCAGCAAAAGCUAGUUGAAGCUGCAAAGAAACUUGCCAGUGAGCCAGACCUGUGCAAAACCGUGAAGAAAAAACGGAAGCAGGACUACACCGAUGCCGUGAAAAGGCUGCAGGAGAUUGAAAAUUCCAUAAACGAAUACCGAAUCCGGUGUGGGAAGAAACCCAGCCAGAAGGCUGCAGCUAUUCUACCAGAAGACAUAAUUCCAUCAGAAAGUAGUUCUUUGUCCGACACCACCACCUAUGAUGAUCCCAAUGACUCCUUUACUCUGGCUGGGCAGCGACCAAGUUCAGUACCUCAUUCUCCAAGAAUUCUACCCCCCAAGUCUCUCGGUAUUGAGCGAAUCCACUUCAGAAAAUCCUCCAUCAAUGACCAGUUGGUGGACACCAGGCAGUCGAGAGAAAUGCUGUCCACCCACAGCAGCCCUUACAAAACACUGGAGCGGCGGCCCCAAGGAGGACGGAGCAUGCCCACCACGCCCGUCCUGACUCGGAAUGCCUACAGCAGCAGCCACCUGGAACCCGACUCUUCAUCUCAGCACUGCCGCCAGCGGAGCGGAAGCCUGGAGUCCCAGUCCCACCUGCUCUGUGAGAUGGACAACGACAAGCCAUUUUUCACCCUCUCCAAAUCCCAAAGAAGCAGUAGCACCGAGAUCCUCGAUGACGGGUCUUCCUACACAAGCCAGUCAAGCUCCGAGUACUACUGUGUGACGCCUGCUUCUGGCCCUUACUACACCACCCAGACGCUGGACACCCGCGCCAGGGGUAGGAGAAGGUCCAAGAAGCAGCAUGUGUCUACUUCCAAUUCAGGAAGCAUGCCCAACCUAGCACAGAAGGAGACCUUGAGGAACGGUGUCUACUCAAAGGGUCAGGACCCACCUUCUGGUUACUACAUCACCGGAUAUGCACCGUAUGCGGAGUGUGACCUGUAUUAUAGCGGUGGCUAUAUCUAUGAGAAUGACACUGAGGGACAGUACAGUGUCAACCCUUCUUACCGGUCCUCAGCUCACUAUGGAUACGACCGCCAGCGGGACUACAACAGCAGGUCUUUCCAUGAAGACGAGGUGGACCGCGUGCCCCAUAACCCUUAUGCAACUCUCCGGCUGCCGAGGAAGGCUGCCGUGAAAUCUGAGCACAUCACCAAAAACAUCCACAAGGCCUUAGUUGCUGAGCAUCUGCGUGGCUGGUACCAGAGGGCUUCUGGGCAAAAGGAUCAGGGACACAGCCCACAGUCUAGCUUUGACUCAGACAGGGGCUCACAGAGGUGCUUGGGAUUUCCGGGACUGCAGGUGCCCUGUUCUCCGAGCAGUCGAGCGUCUUCCUACUCUUCAGUGUCUUCUACAAAUGCUUCCGGGAACUGGAGGACCCAGGUAACCGUGGGGCUAUCGGAAUACGAAAAUCCAGUGCAUUCUCCCUACACCAGCUACUACGGCAGCAUCUACAAUCCCUUGCCCUCUCCAAGCAGGCACAAGCGAGGCCCUCUGUCGCAGAGGAUGGCUGUGACUCCAGAGGCGAGCUCAGUAUUAAGCUCUGUCUUGCUCAGUGUAGCCAGCGGGAGCAGUAUGCAGAGACCACUCCGCUGGACGGUACAGAUGGAAACCAGCUGGAGGACAACCUGGAGAGUAGCGAGCAGAGACUCUUUUGGCACGAAGACUCCAAGCCUGGAACAUUAGUCUGAAUGCAGCUGGACCUCCUGACCAAGCACUGCACGUUCUCACACUAGUGUGCCUUGCAAAAUGUGUUCGUCUCCUAGAAGGCUUUAGAAACGAAAGGCGUCAAAGGGCAAAGAGAAGACUUGCGUGGUUUGGAAGUGAAUCACCCAUUUGGCCCCACAAAGCCCUGGAGGAAGACCUGCCUUUCAAACUCUAGGCACUAACCUCUCACUAAGUCUGGUCCCGUUGUGGGUUUGCUGUCAAGAGAAUUGGCAUGAAGCAUUGUCCCACAGCGAGCUCUUAGGAAGGGAAUAACAAUUGUCAGAGGCAAGCCUUGAAACUGGGGACAUGUUCAGGGAGUUUGUCCCAUUGGAAAGGAGGAUGGGAGAUUUCAGAGCACAGUUCAGAAUGCUGAGAGAGGGAGCCCGGAAGCUCCUAAGUCAUGGCUCACCAUUACAAGGCUUGAACUCGUGAGCUGACAGAAAACACACUGUUUCUACAAACAGAUGAUGAUUUAGACAGUAUUGGAAACUUACUUGAAGAGAAGCUAGAUUUUCAUGAAGUUCUGAAUGAGUGUAAAUGGUUUAAGAUAUUACAAAGUGACGUUCUUCAUAAGCACCAUAGUAUGGACUAGUCAUUCUGGUCGCUGUAGCAUCCUGUCCCAUAACUUGGUGGUAGCCAACUAGAGGAAGUGACUGGCCAGCCCUGCUUGGAGAACGUUCUUAAGGUACAUAUCACCAGUCCCUGGUGGGCUUCCCAACAUGGACUGUGCAGACUGGUGACUCUCCACCUCGCCUGUCAUUUGAAGUGGCGGCCUUGAGGUGGAAAGUUCAUGAAACCAGAGUCUGGAAAGGGCUUUCAAGAUGAUAACGGAAGGGACCCCAGAGGACAAAGCCAACCCACAUCCUCGUAGACGAAUUGUGUGCCUUAAAGUGCUGAGCAGGAGAAAGCUGAACCUACGAUCUGAACUCCAGAAGUAGAUCUGAGUCACCCAGUGACGAAACAAGAUGGGCAGAAAGGAUUUUACUCCAAGCUGCAGGAGACUGAAUCACGAGGCUUCAGCUACCUCCUAGGCUUUCUGGAGGAACUCAUUAUCUGCAUUUGUUCUUCGUAGGAAUUUGCUUGCUUGGAGGGCAGCCUUGAUCUUUGUCUCUUUAUUCGGCUCCGAAAUCCCAUGAAAGGUGCUUCCUUUUCCCUCCUUUUUAUACGAGUUUCUUGUUCAUAUUGUGAAUAGAGACGUUUCUCAACAACCUUUCUGGAACCUUUUUCUACUUGUAUUCCAAAGCAUGUAAUAUAUACUUAAAAAUGAUUUGUUAAACCAGUCCUUAGUCAUUUGUAUCAUUAGAAAUGAAGUUCAGGAAAAUUUUUGGAAAAAAAAAAAGACACUAGUUAAAAAAAUAAUAACUUAUUCCUUUUUGCAUAUUUGUAUAGCCUUCUGGAGUUGGAAAUAGCCUUUUGCAUCUACUUUCACUGUUUUGACUUUUGGAGACCUAUUAUUUUUCUACAUAGGUCAAUAAACUGAAAGUGUGCUA